Molecule: messenger RNA, 1011 nt
Organism: Alnus glutinosa
Lineage: Eukaryota; Viridiplantae; Streptophyta; Magnoliopsida; Fagales; Betulaceae
Product: auxin-responsive protein IAA1-like
Exons: 5
Coding region: 89-769 (226 amino acids)
Biological process (GO): regulation of DNA-templated transcription
Cellular component (GO): nucleus
Molecular function (GO): protein binding
Source: RefSeq, a predicted model, not a curated record
CCACACGUUCACACAGUAACAGCACAGGCUACAAAAAAAAAAAAAAAAAACACAGAGAAGCAGCGUUUGAUCCCACGAGCCUCACAGUAUGCCACCGGAGACAACCUCGGAGCUGUCGGAGUCUGACGUCACCAGCACCAUCUUCAAGGAGACGGAGCUCACCUUAGGAUUACCCGGCGAGGCUCGUUCUCCGGCUCCCAGUCCCACCGGAGGAAGGACCUGCACGAAACGUGGAUUCAUCGAGACGGUGGAUCUUAACCUGGGGAGCUCUACUAGCAAGCCGCGUGGCAAAACUCUUGCUGACGAGGAUGACAAGUCGGAGAUUAUUGUCACCGGUGCCGGGAAAGCCCCAGCUGCAAAGGCACAAGUGGUCGGGUGGCCACCGGUGAGAUUGUUUAGAAAGAAGGCGUUGGAGGGGUCCAAGUACGUGAAGGUAGCCGCAGAUGGAGCGCCAUAUUUGCGUAAAGUGGACCUGGAGACGUACGAAAGCUAUCAGGAGCUGCUGAAAGCCUUGGAGCAAAUGUUCACUUGCUUCACUAUCCGCGGUAAUUAUCUUGUGGAAAGGAGGGUUGUGGAUCCAAUGAAGGAAAUGGAAUAUCUGCCAACGUACGAAGACAAGGACGGUGAUUGGAUGCUAGUUGGAGACGUUCCUUGGAAAAUGUUCAGAGAAUCAUGCAAGCGUAUUCGCUUGAUGAAAAGCUCAGACUCAGAGGCUGUGGGGUUAGCUCCUAGAAGUACUCCUCCUCCAAGAUGCACAAGCACAAAUUGAAAAAGCAAGUGACAAGAUCAAGACUGGAAUGAUAGAAUAGAGAUUAACCCGAUUUUCUUGGUUGGGGAAUGAGUGCAUCUAGAGUAGAAGAAUAAGAUAGAAGGCUGCUUGUAUUAAUUUUUCUUUUUCCUUUUCCUUUUUUAUUUAUUUUUUUAAUGUAAGUUUUCCUUUUUAUUUUACUUCGGUGAUAACUGAUACGUGCCUUCUUGUAAUAUAUAUAUAUACUUUUCAAUUUCUUUUUA